Tachysurus vachellii is the source of this 2041-nucleotide messenger RNA. Its product is annotated as E3 SUMO-protein ligase ZBED1-like. The transcript is spliced from 2 exons. The record is from RefSeq and is a predicted model, not a curated record. Lineage: Eukaryota; Metazoa; Chordata; Actinopteri; Siluriformes; Bagridae. Bases 189 to 1058 code for a protein of 289 amino acids.
GCUUAGCUGAGAGAGUCACGUUGACGUGAUGCUUGGACAUCCCGGGCCACUGAAUCAUUCGUAACGAUAACAGCGCACUACAUAACGACUGAGUGAAAACUGGUCUCGUAUGUACUACAGACAAGAGCGAUGCAUGACAGUCACACAGGGAAUAACAUUGCAGAAUUACUAAAGGAGGCCGUCACUGAAUGGGGUUUGGAAGAGAAACAUCCAGUGAUUGUAACAGACAAUGCAUCCAAUAUGAAUGUCGCGGCUGGACUCGCAGACAUGACCCACAUCCGGUGUUUUGCGCACAGCCUGAAUCUCGCCUCACAGAAAGCACUAAAGUUGCCAGCAGUGGAGCGACUCCUAGGCAGGAUCAGACGUGUUACAAGCUUUUUCAGACGCAGCACCAUAGCCAGCCACCAGCUAAAACAAAAGCAAGACCACUGAAGCCAAUGAAGAAUGCCACAUUAGUAAUGUCAGAAGAGAGCAUGCCCACUCUUUCUGUCAUUGCACCACUUUAUUCAAAGCUUGUCAUGGGCACAGAAGAAAGCCCAGAUGAUAUAAAGACAGCAAAGGACAUCAAGGCUGCUAUAGCACAAGAUCUGGGAAAGAGAUAUGCCAAUGAGAGGGAGACACUGUGCAUGGCAUCAGCUCUGGAUCCAAGGUUUAAGGAUCUACCCUUUCUCUCUGAAAUGGAGAUCAAAGAGACCUACUCCAAAAUGACGGAUGCUGUGGUGGCUGCCAUAAAGAAGCAACAGAAUCAGCAAGAUAGAGAAGUAGAGGAGACUGACCAGUCAAAGGAUGUUGAAGAUCACCUUUAUGACAAUAUAGAUGGCUCUGCCUCCACCUCCCUGCAAGCCAUAAAGAGGCCAAGGAAAUCAUGUGCAUUGGCUGACUUGCUUGGAAUGGUAUUUGCCACUUCUGAAAACAACAUGGCACCAAAAUCUGCACAUGAUACUGCUGCAUCUGAGAUUAAGAGGUUUAGAGAAGAAAAACCUUCUUGCCCCUCCAAGAAAACCCACUCAGUUGGUGGAAAGAACAUGAAGAUGCGUACCCUGACCUAUCCAAACUAGCAAAGGGUUUCCUGUGCAUUCCGGGCACAAGUGUUUCUGCGGAAAGAGUUUUCUCCACCGCAGGAGACAUUGUAACUGCACAUAGAAGUGCCCUGACAUCUGAGCAUAUUGACCAGCUUAUCUUUCUUCAGAAAAACCUUGACAUUAAAUAAAAAGACAAAUACAAAUACAAAUGAAAGAAACCUGUAAAAUCCAAGUUUAAAGGUUCUGAGAAUGUUCAACAUCUGUAAAUAUUUUAUUGUUUAUAUUUGUUUUGUUUUCUUUAGGAAUCCUGCAAGCACUUUAUUUUUUCAUUGAUAUUAAGCAGAUAUAAUUCUUUUGUUCAGAUCAAAAUGUUAUAUUUUAUAUUUAGUUUAAAUAAAUAAUCCUGCAAGCAAUUUAUUUUUCAGUGAUAUAAAGCAGAUGUAAUUCUUUUGUUCAGAUCAAAAUGUUAGGACACUGCAUGCUACAAUUGUAAACUGAAACUGUGAAGCUUUAAAAGCAGGGUCUAAAAAUAUAUAUGGUCUGUUUAUAACAGCUAACAUUUAAUACAUUUAAUUUAACACAUUUAAUACAUUUAAGAAAUCCUGCAAGCACUUUAUUUUCCCCCUUUAUUCAUACUGCACAUAAAGUGGUUCAAUCAUAUUGAAUGUUACAGGGGCUAAUUAAUGCAAAUGCAGUUCCCACUGUGUUCUGGUUAAAUAAAAAACAUUUUUUUGCUAAGGUUUGCAUAUGGUGGUGUUCUUGACAGAUUCCCUAAAACUUUAUCCUAUAACUAAAAUAAGAAAUAUCCCAAUAUAUCGCCUUGCUUACAAUAUCGCAAUGUAUCGCAACCCCGUAUCGUGAUACGUAUCGUAUCGCCAGAUUCUUGCCAAUACACAGCCCUAGACAGAUGGGAUUGCAAUGACUGGUAUAUUAUUUGAUGUUUGAACAUGAACAUGGGGAUUAGUAUUAGUAAGUAUUAGCAGGAGCAGAUAUGGUAGAGGGAGUUGGGUUGAGGUCAG